This is a messenger RNA of Anopheles bellator, 5058 nucleotides long. RefSeq lists its product as uncharacterized. The coding region runs from base 1 to 5058 and encodes 1685 amino acids. Lineage: Eukaryota; Metazoa; Arthropoda; Insecta; Diptera; Culicidae. Gene Ontology annotation, molecular function: protein binding. The record is from RefSeq and is a predicted model, not a curated record. The transcript has a single exon.
AUGACACAGCCGAGCAACUAUGUCUGCAAAUAUGCCGGUGAAUACUGCAAACUGGUGGUCGAGGGCGACAUCGCGAAGGUGCGCUCCAAGUUCAAGGAGUUCGUGCUCGACUACCAGACGCCGGACGAUCUCAACACGCCGCUCCACCUGUCGAUCAUCGCGCAGCAGAACCGGAACGAGAUCAUCCAGUUUCUGGUCGAAUCCGGGGCGGACUGCGAUCUGCGCAACUCGAUGAACCUGACCGCGUCCGAGCUGGCGAUCAAUCUGAACUUUAUCGACGUCACCAAGUUCAUGCUGGCGGUCGAGUUCCGCAACCUGACCGACUACCGGUGCUUCUACCGGUUGAUACGGCGCGGCUCCGUGCCGCUGUUGCAGCUCUUUCUGGAGCUGAAAACGUUCGACACCCACCAGCAGAUCGGGUACGUGUCGAGCGUGUGGCAGGAGCUGUACGUGAAGAAUGUGCCGCUCACGAAGAGCAUGGAGAACUUCCUCGAGUACCAGCUACUCAACUACAGCUACGCGUACCACCACCCACCACCGGCGUCGCCUGGCGGUGGCGGAGGUAAGCCGGGUGCGGACCGGGGGCGACCACCGUUCCUGGAGCGGGAGCACGAGCAGCGGAUCGAGCUGAUCGUCGAGUACACCGGCUACCUGACCGCGCACUACACCACCGACAAUCUGAACGACUUCGACGACAAGUUUCUGCUCGCGAUCAAGAUCGUGUACGACAAUCUGUUCUUUCUGCGCGAUCGGCCGGAAGUGCGGCACGUGCCGGUCCGCGAAACCUGCCGACUGCUGGCGGUGUUUUUGGCCAUCUUCAAGAAGACGCCCCACUACGAGCAGUACAAGCUGAUCCUCAACAAGCGCACCGUACUGCGGUACCUCGAGGCGGUGGCCGACGAACUGGAACGAGUCCGGUGUGAGUUUGCGGAGCGGGGCGAGGGCAACCAUCACCAUCCGCACCAUCAUCAGCAUCAGUCUCAUCAUCAUCGCGGUCCGACACCGCAGCAGUGGACGAACGAUCUCUUCCUACACCUGCUCGCGUGCAUCCGCGAAGCGACACCGACGUCGAAAUCGACGCGCGCGAUCGGUGCACUCUGGCACAAGAAGUGUGUGCUGAAGAAGAAGCUGAUCUACUACGUGAAGGGCCGGCUAAAGGCAAAUCCGGAACUGGCGGCAAUCCAGGCGCGAAACGUGAACGGACUGUCACGGCCCGAACUGGAUGCGAUCCGGCAGGAGAUGAAGCUGGGCGCGUUUGUCGCGCUAACGCAAACCGUACGGCGGAAGAAUCGGCUGGUGUACCGGCGGAUACGGAAAGCGUACGAUCACGUGAACCAGCUGUACGCGGUCAAGAAGAUCCUCCGGUACCUCGAUGGGAUCGCCCGGAUUCAGCUGCCCCAGUACCAGGUGUCGGGAGUGCUGGCGAUCAAGCGAACGCUGCAGGUGAUCGCGGAUACGGUCGCGAACACGAGUUACUGUCCAGCGGUCGCUCGGAAACUGGAGAGUGUCGUGCACAAGAUUCUGCCCCUCAACCUGGACGUGGAUGUGCGGGAAUUCUACAAACCGAAUGCGUCACUGUACAAACUGUGGCUCGAUCGGCAGGAGCUCGGUCGGUUACUGCCGUUCGCCGAGGUGCAGUGUAGCCUGAAGUCGAUCCGCCGGUACUUUGCGUACGUCCACGAUCUGAAGAUGCUGGAGGCGUACCGGUGCUACCUGGGCAACGUGUAUCAGCUACGGAACUGGCGGCAGGUGUCGAGUUACAACCAGUAUGUCGGGGACGCCAAUCGGAUGUACUUCGAGAACCACACACUGGACGAUCUUUACUUCGAGCUGGAGGACUGCAUACGCGUGGUGGAGGAACUACAGGAAACGUUUGGCCAGCAGCAGGACGAGAAGAUCAGCGAUCUGUUGCGCUGUCUUCAUGCGCCCCUCAGCCAGCGGUACGACGGGCUCACGAAGGACGAAGGUCGCCGGGCGGCGUUCGCGUCGAUCAGCACGAACUUCAACACGACCAUGCUCCUGUGCGGGACUGAGAUCGAAAUGGGGCGGGUGAAGCGCAUCGUGCGAUCGUUCCUGCUCGAAAGCUACCCAAAGUACGACAUCACCACCGACGAUCAGCUGCUAGUGCUUGGGCCGAUCCUGCAGGAGAUGCUGCACCUAUUCACCAACUACCUGUACCAGUACCAGAUGGACGAGCGGGUGACAAAGAGCUUCGUCACGCUCGUGGAGGUACUGCACGCGGAGCGUUACAUCGCCGUCGAUCACCUGCUGCCCGAGCGGACGAAAGCGGCCGACUCGCUGGUCUACCAGAACUACACCAACGACAUACUGAAGAAGUUUAACCUGCAAAACUUUAGCACCAUCGAUAAGUUCAGCCUCCAAAAUCUGAGCUCGAUCGACAAGUUCAACCUUCAGGCGGUGCUGCAUGAACAGCUGGCGCAGAAGUACUACGACAAUUGCUUCAACCUGAACGAGAAGUACUCCGUGCUGACGACGUUCUUCAAGUCCAAAACGAACCGCCAGGUGAACGAGGCGAUCUUGAAGCGCAACAAGCGGAUGGACUGCGAAGAGUUUCAGUCGUUUCUCGACAACCGACUCAAGCUGAUUGGCCAGUUCCUGCCGUGCAACGAUUUCAACGAGGUGACACAGUUCAUCAACGAGGCGGCGCCGCACGUGGAGUUUGCGCUGGAACACUGUCUGCUCGAGCUGUGCGAGAUCCUCACCGAUCUGGGCGUGUUCCAGGACAAUCACUACGUGCUGAAGCUGCAGUCGGCGAACGUGAGCGGUCGCAACCUGCACGAGUACCUGCGGAGGGACGUGCUGGAGCACGAUAUGCUUACGCUAACCCACAGCACCAAGGUGAAGGUGUUUCUGAACGGGCUCAUCUUCAAGAGCAACGAGUUCAAGCUGUACCAACCGCCGACGGCGCAGAAGGCGAACGCGGACGAGCUGGCGGCGAUCAACGAGAAUCUGGUCAAUAGCUACAAGAUGCGCUGGAGCUGGGUGGAGCAACAGGAACGGCUGUUCAAGUCGGUCGAAACGAUCGACCUGAAGCUGCUGCAGGCACUGACGCCCGAUUACGCCGAUAUCCGCGGUAUGCGGCUGGGUGUGCUGCACGAUGGGACCCCGUCCACGGAGUACGAAAUCAUCGACCACACGAUCCGCAACAAUCUGAAGCAGAUGACCAACUAUCUGUCGGACGAGCUGCAACCGAUCUCGUUCGAGAAGCAACAAUUCUUCCAGUACGUGCUGGUGCGCAGCUCCAACUCGCUUUUUAUCGAUGCGCACUUUAGUCUGACGACGGCACAGGAGCGCCAGGCCAUGAUCCUGUUCAUGGCGCUGUACUUCCGGGCGUACGACGUGUUUCUGGAGUGCGUGAAGCGCUUCGAGCUGACGGUCAAUCUGGGCAAAAUCAUCAAGCACCUGAAUCUGGAGUUUAUCGAGAAGAUCGCGAAACAGAUGCGGGACAUCGGCUGGAACUGCCAGGACGAGAACGGGAUCACGGUGUUGGAUCAGUGCGUGCAGAAGGGUGAUCUGGAAGCGAUUAAGAAGCUGAUCAAGCUCGGCGCCGACGUUUGCUUGCCGACUGGCGAUGGGACGUCCGCGCUGCACCGGGCCUGCAGCCUGGGGUUGACGGAAAUCGCACGAUUGCUGGUGAAACACAGUGCUCCGCUGGCCGCCUCGCUGAACGGUGUCGAUCGGUUGCCGUUGCACUACGCGAUACAGUACCAUGAGAAUGAUUUGAUGCCGGUGCUGUGUUCCGAUGAUAUCGAUGUCGACUGCAGAAAGCAUCGGUUGGUGAAGCGUGCGAUCAAGUACGGCAAUCUGAAUGCGCUCAAGUUCCUGCUCGACGAUCGGUCCGGGAAGCUGUCCGUGGUGGAUCAACACCAGAACACGGUGUUUCAUUUGUGCGCGUUGUACGGGAGGUUGGAUGUGUUGCGAUACCUGUUCCUGCAGCACCGUGCACUUCUGGUGGAGACCGAGGCGCUGCUGAAUCGGCGCAACCGAGUCGGGCAGACGGCGCUACACAUUGCGGUCCAGAAGCGUCACGUGGCGACGGUGGCGUUACUGUUGGAGCAAGGCUGUAACCCCGCGGUGGUGGACGACACGGGCCUAACGCCCUACGAGUGGGCCAUCCAGGGCAAUAGUGUGCGGCUCGUGAAGGCGUUUGCGAAACUCCACUCACCCCUGCGAUCGAUCACCAACGGACGGUCGCUCCCGCUGACGAUCGCUAUCGAGCAGCGUAAUGUGCGGAUGCUCAAGUUGCUGCUACGAGACGACUGCGGUGGCUACAGUCUGUCCGGUGAGCCUCUCUGUCUCAUAAAGGCGAUCUACACGCGCUCCACCGAGAUGGUACGCUUCAUCAUCGAUCACUGCAAACCGACGCUCCACUUCAAGGACCCGUACGACAGUGGACCGUUGCACGUGGCGAUCGCGAUCGGGUGCAACGAGAUCGCGGCCUAUCUGCUCGAGUCGGGCGCGGACGUGAAUGCGAUCACAAAGUUUGGUGACACGCCGCUACACGUCGCGACGAAACACGCCAACUUUGUGGCCGCCCGGAUGCUGAUCCUGAAGUACGCCACCGUCGACGAGCGCAACGCGGCCGGCCUGACGCCGCUCAUGCAGGCCAUGUACUCGCGCAACCUCGAGAUCAUGAAGCUGCUGAUCGGGGUCGGCGCCAACAUCGAUCUGCUGAAGCUGCACCUGGCGGAGAUUGAGCAGAUUUCGAAAAUUCCCACCAUCCACCUGUUUGUCGAUCACUACGAGCUGCUGGAGUUUAUGAUCCUGCAGCUGCAGUACGACCCGAACGUACGGGACGCCCGCAACCAGCAGAGUCUGCUGCACAAGGCGUGCUACGCGAACAACCUGCAGAUCGUACAGUUCCUGGUUGAGCUGUGCCGGCUGCAGACGGAACAGCAGGACGCGAACGGACGGACACCGUUGGCGAUCGCGAAUGAGUGUAAAAACUACGAGGUGGCCGAGUUCCUGCGCAGCAAGAAGAGGAAAAAAUCACAAAUCGCGCCCCAACGGUACUUUGACCCCGCGGCUAUGAUGUAA